Dictyostelium discoideum AX4 is the source of this 2148-nucleotide messenger RNA. RefSeq lists its product as hypothetical. NCBI's taxonomy places the organism in Eukaryota, Evosea, Eumycetozoa, Dictyosteliales, Dictyosteliaceae. The record is from RefSeq and is a predicted model, not a curated record. The transcript is spliced from 2 exons. Bases 1 to 2148 code for a protein of 715 amino acids.
AUGAGUUUAAAUUAUAACGGUAUGUAUACAGCAGAUAACAGUUGGGGUAAUAAAGGUUCAGGUGCUGCUGUUGCUUAUGGAGAUAAUACAAAUAUGAAUAAUGGUUAUUGGUCUCAAGAUAGCAAUGUAGCAAAUAAUUUUUAUGGUGAUAAUGGUUUUAAUAAUAGCAAUAAUUAUGACCAAUCACAAAAUUAUAAUAUUAAUAAUAAUAAUAGUAGUAAUAAUAAUUGGAAUCAACAACAACAACUACAACAACCAUCCUAUGCACAAAUCGUAGGUGGUAAUUGGAGUCAAAAUAAUCAACAACAACAGCAACAACAGCAACAACAGCAACAACAAAUUUCACAACCAACUCAACUAUCAACUGGAUCAUCACUAAUUGUCCCUCCCCCAACCUUCAAAAAGAAAAAAUCUCAAGCAACCACAGCAUCAACAACAUUGAAUAAACAACCACAACAAUCAAUUAUACAAAAUACAGGUUCAAUGAAUAAUAUGAAUAAUACUAUUAAUAAUAUGAAUAACAUGAACAUGAAUACUACUACUAAUAAUGGUAAUAAUAUGAGUAAUAUGAAUAAUAAUAUUAAUAAUAAUAAUAGUAUGAAUAAUAUGAAUUAUAAUUUGAAUAAUAUAAAUAGUAGCUGGAACCAACAAUACCAACAGCAACAACAACAACAACAACAACAACAACAACAACAACAACAACAACAACAACAACAACAACAGCAAUAUAAUAAUAAUAAUCAAUAUAACCAAUAUAGUCAACAACCACCACCACCACCACAACAACAAAUCCAACCACCAACACCACAACCAAUUAAAAAAAUCACUACACCAAUUGCACCUCUAACUCCCCCACCACAAACAGCAGCUAAAAAAGAAAAACCAUCCAAAAGUUUAACAUCUUAUGUACAAAGAGCUUUUAAAGCAGCAGAGUCUCAAGAACAAUUAAAAGAAAUGCAAGCAUUAAUUAAAGAAAAAAUUAGUAAAGGUCAUUCAAAUAUCGAUUGGGAUAAUGAACCAUUACCAACAUUAAUUAAAACGGUAAAUAUAAAAAGUAAUGAAAAAAUUUGGCAAGAAGAUAUGGUUCCACUUUCAUUAAAAAAUAAAAAUAAUAAUAAUAAUAAUAUUAAUAGUAAACAAGAUAAAAAAAGAAAAGCAAAUGCACAAUCAACAGUUUUUGAUUCACCAAAUAGUCAAAAUAAAAGGUUACAAAGAUUUGGAGGUAAUAGUAAUUGUCAGUAUGCUCCAGGUACUGGUAGUUAUUCAAUUGAAAAAUUUGGACAAGGUAAAGAUUUACCACCAUUCGAUAGUAGUACAGAAUUGGAUUGGGACACAUUGACAAUCAAAGGUACAUGUACAGAUUUAGAGAAACCAUACCUUAGAUUGACAUCAGCACCAGAUCCAUCAACUGUAAGACCAGAGGAAGUUUUGAAAAAGACAUUGGUAUUCUUAAAAAAGAAAUGGUUAGAGAAAGAGGAUUACAUCUAUACUUGUGAACAAUUUAGAAGUAUUAGACAAGAUCUCACCGUACAAAGAAUAAAAAAUCGUUUCACCGUUGAAGUCUAUGAAACUCAUGCUCGUCUUGCAUUGGAGAAUCAAGACUUGGGUCAAUUUAAUCAAUGUCAAACUCAAUUGUUCCAACUCUACAAACAGCCAGGUCUUGCCUCAUCAAGUAUGAGUGAAUUCUAUGCCUAUCGUCUAUUGUAUAACAUCUACCAAGACAACAGUACCGAUAUCACUAAAACCCUCACCGACAUUGAUAAGGAUAAGUCGGGUGUUGGAAAGUUUGCCCAUGUUCAACAUGCACUCAAAGUUAGAACCGCCAUUUACAAUAACAACUAUUGCUCCUACUUUAGACUUUGCAAAGAUCCACCCAAUAUGGCCAUAUAUUUGUUGGAUAAGAUCACACCACGUAUACGUGUUCAAGCAUUAAGAAUGGUUUUGAAAGCCUAUCGUCCAAACAUUUUAAUCUCUCAAAUUAUGGAAUUAGGUUUCAAAAAUGAAAAAGAGGCUCAAGAGUUUGUUGACAAAAACAAAUUAAUUUGGAUCAAUCCAAAACUUAAAAAAGAAAUUGAUGCAAAAGCCUCCUCUUCAAUUCCUAUUGAAAUGCCAGUCGCUGUUGUUCAUGCUGUUGAUGGUCGUUGGUAA